AUUGUGCUUGCCUAGGGAGCACUUCCAGGACCAGCUAUGUCCCAUCGCCUAACCAAAGAGGAGCUGGACGACCAGUUUGAACAGUUUCUGAAAGAGUCUCUUUCAGAUGAUUCAUUUGACAGUAACAAAAAGUCAAUGGUACUAGAAAAUCUUGGAAAGCCCAUCGUAAAAAGGAACAAGAAAAAAGAUACACCUCCCUGGUGGGCUGCUGACGAUGAUUCUGAGGAUGGAGACCUGGUUAUAACAAGCCGCAGCUUCCGAAAAUCUCAAAGCACUUCUCAGCCUAUUGAAGAGGUAGAAGAAGAAAAUCAAAUUGAUGAAUUGCAGCAAUCAACACAAGAUUAUCUGAUCACAUCCAUGGAGAAGGACAGCUUGGAAAUUGAUGAAUCUGUUAUGGCCUAUGGACCUAAUAAAAGCACCAACGGAGUUGGCUUGGACACUUUAGAAGAACAAGAAGAAAAGGAAAAUUUCUUCGCCAGGCUUGAGAAGGGUGCUUCAUCCACUAUUGAUUAUUCCAGAUUAAAUAAGGAGUUGGACUCUACUGAUUCAACACAGCUUACAGCCUUAAUAUGUAACAAUGAAACUCCCAAAACAGCGGAUGAGGGAAUGAAAGAACUGUCAGAAAAUUACAGCGAAGACUUUGAAGAUGACCCUGAAGCUCUAAGCCCAAUUGCCAGAAAUUUAGAAGAACAUGAUGGUCUGGAAGACCAUAGAAAGGAAGAAGAAAAUCAUGGAAUGCUUGCCAAAGUCAUGCUUGACUCGAUGGAUUCCACAAUUGACACUCAAAAGCUUUUACAACAAACUCAAGAAGACCCUGUAUCAGUUACACCGCAAGAGACCAAUGAGGCCAUUGGCACAGGUAUAUCAAACCAAUACACAAAUAGUGAAAUGGAAGCUUUGCAUCUAGUGUAUCAAAACCUAAACCAGUUAGCAGAGGACACUGAUGAGCAGAAAAGUAAUCUGAAAGCUACAAGCCAUACAAGUACAUCUUUUGUAGAUACUGCUGAUUUAACAGGAAAGAGCUUGCAAAAGAUACCCACUGGUGAAUCAGAUAUGUCUACAGUGGAUGAACUGAUGCAACCUUUCCGGGGAGACCAAUGCUUUGAUGUGAAGUCUUUAAAGCAAAGUGAGAACAAAGAGCCUGGAUCAGUGGGCAAAAAUCUCAAGGGUGUACUUGGAGAGAAUGAAAACAAAAUCUAUUUGCAGGAAUGGCACAGUGGAAAAUCAGAAUUAAGAGAGAGUUUUUCAGUGCCUGAGUUUGAUCCUCAGCAUGACAAUAAUAAGAAUGUGACUCAGAACAGUGAAAGUCAGCAACAGCUUGCAGCCUCCAAAGAACCAGGUCAACCUGAACGUUUUACUAUGCACCAAAGAGAAAGAAGUGGUCAUGUUGUAAACUAUGGAAAUUAUCCAGUUCAAAACAAGACUACUUCAGGUCUGCUGUAUAACAAACACUCAAACAAAACAGUUAAGAGUCCAACGUCUGUUUUAAAGAAAGGUCAAAAUGCCCAAUAUGCCUUUGUAAAAAGCUCUGGUUAUGGAAAGACCAGCACUGCAACAAAACCAUCCUCUGCUCCUGAAUCUUUUCAGUCUAAGACAUACGUUUGGCAUAAAAAGGAGAAGUCGCCUAUUAGGAAGCAGCAAAGAGACCUAUUAUCCGAUACGAGAACUAUAAGGUUUGCAGAAGAUGUUGGUUUUCCAGAGGACUCAAGAACAAGUAAUGCACAGAUGCUUGACCAGAGCACUACUCAAGGGCAUUCGGACUCUCAAGGGAUCAGUAGGCCUGUUAGCUCAUAUGAAAUCACCUCAGAAAACGAGUCUGCCAUGCAUUAUUCUAAUUUGAUUGGAAGAGACCUGACUGUACUUCAGAGGCUUCAGAAUGUAGAAGAGAAAUUAAAUGCCGAACGCGGGCAAGACUUUUCGCGAAAAGAGGAGGAAUUUAAACUAGAGACACAUGGCAUGAAGGCAAAGUAUGAGGAGGAAAUCAAACAGCUGAAGCAGGAAAAUUAUAAACUUGAAGCAAAGCUACAUGCUGAAGAAGAGAAAUUUAGGAAGAGGAAUCUGUUGGGUGAUAAAAAUAAUCCUGCAACAGAGGAGAAACUGCAGCCUAUAAGACAGGAAAUAGAGGAACAGGAGACACUUCUUAAAGGAUAUCAGCAAGAAAAUGAAAGGCUGUAUCAACAAGUCAAGGAACUCCAACUUAAAAACAAGGAAAAUGAGGGCCAUAUGUUUAAGGAAAAUCAGGCACUCAAGGCAAAUCUAAUUUCCUUAAGAGAAAAAUUAAAUGGCAAUGCAAAAAGUAAUCAAUAUGCACCCUCUGGAAAUGAAUCCAAUAACCAGGGAUUUACAGAGCUGAUUGCUGAGCUGCGCACCCUUCGGAAAAGAGAGACCAGCUUGCUUGAUGAUAUAGCCAGGUGUAAACAGGAGAAACAGGCUGUGGAAGUAGAUCUGGUGCAGUUGAAGAAAGAACGUGAUUUUCUGAAAACCCAGGUCUCCAGCACCUCAGAUGAAAAAUCUUAUGCAAUAAAGAUGAUGGAGGAAAGUUAUAAGCAGGAAAUCAGCCGACUGAAUAAAAGACUCCAGUGGUUUGCAGAGAACCAAGAAAUGUUGGAUAAAGAUGCUGCAAGGCUUAGAGAUGCUUAUGAACAAAUAGAAAAGCUAAAGUCUCAGGUUGAAAAGCUAACGCAGAAUGCUGGAAAUCAGUCUGUGCAGCAGCAGCAACGACUAAAGGACAGAUCUGCUGAUGCAAAACGCAUUCAAGAUCUUGAGCGACAGGUGAAAGAAAUGGAAGGAAUUAUAAAGAGAAGACACCCUAACUCCAUACCAGCAAUCAUGUAUGCAGCAGCCGCAGCUUCUGAGACAGACAGCUCAGCCAAAAGUAGCACUGUCUCCUUUUUAGAAAGACGAAUACAAAAAUUAGAAUCCGAUCUUGAGAGCAAGGAUGAAGAAGCAAAGAAGAGUCUGCGUAGCAUGGAGCAGCAAUUUCAAAAAGUCAAGAUUCAAUAUGAGAGUCGGAUCAAUGAGCUUGAAGAAUUACUUGCUCAGAAAGCUCUAAAUGAGCCACAAAAUUGCGUGGAUAGUACAAUAAAAGUGAAAGCACUUGAGCAAGAGCUUUCCAUAUUUAAGGAAGCUCACCAUAUUACAGUAAUGAAUCUGCAAAAAGAAUUAGAGACCUUCAAGGAGAAGAAUUCCAUUUUAGAGCAUAAAGGUAAUGCUAAAUUUGAUGAAAUGACAGAGCAAAGCAAACUGACAAGACUUAACAAAGAACUUACAGCUAAACAUAAAGAGAUUCAAGAGCUUUCAAAAACUGUGGAGCGACUUCAGAAGGAAAGGAUGCUCAUGCUCUCCAGCAAACGGCAAGAAAGCAGCUCCAGUGCUAGAAGCAAACACUUGGGGGCCACCAAAGCAGAGGCCAUUCCUCCCUUAAAAGGCAAUACCCUAGAGACUGAAAGCUUUCCUGCAAUGCUAGAUGAAAAGCUGUAUCAGCCAGACACAUUUGCUGAUUUUCACAUUUCUGAUCUGCAACAAGAAAAUGAAAGAUUACAAGCUGAAGUCCACAAGUUGUCUCAGGAAAUCAACCAGCAAAAUAUCAAGUAUGAAACUGUUCAGGCACGUGGAGAAGAUGCCACGAAAAGAUUAAAAGAGGAAAAUGCUGAGCAAAUUGCAGCACUUAAGAAUUUACACCAGAGGAACAUGGAAAAGCUAAUCUGUCAGCAUGCCAUAGAACAUUCAUCAUCUAGAGUUGCUGAACUAAGUAGCAAAACCUCGACACAAGAGAUCCUGAUAAAGCAUCUUCAAAAGCAAGUUAGUGAGCUGCAGAAGGAUAGAGAAUUGUUGGCUGUUCUCCACAUUCGAGAGGAAACACUGCAAAAUGAGGUUACAAAACUUCUGGAUGAACUUAAGACAGCUAGAGAAUGUCACACACCAGAAAUGAGGCACUAUUUAACCCUGGAAAGCAAAAUUAAGUACAUGGAAAUGAGACAUUCACAACGAGAGCAGGAGCUCCAGCAGGUAAUACAGCAAACAAGGCAUGCUGCGGAAAGUGUACAAACCAGAGAAACAUACAAGUGGAAGAAGCUUGUGCAGCAGAAGAAUAUGGAGCUAGAGAAGUUCAGAUCAGAGUUAGAUGCAAUACUGGAUGUUCUCCGUGUGUUACAGAGACAGGGAAUUGUUAUUCCCACAACAACAUCUGAAGGCUCUGAAGUGUAUUGGAGAACAUAAAUAUUUAAAGCUGAACUCCAGGCAAACAG
This is a messenger RNA of Nanorana parkeri, 4247 nucleotides long. It is a transcript of the gene CEP162, whose product is annotated as centrosomal protein 162. The record is from RefSeq and is a predicted model, not a curated record. The transcript has 26 exons. Lineage: Eukaryota; Metazoa; Chordata; Amphibia; Anura; Dicroglossidae. Gene Ontology annotation, cellular component: axonemal microtubule; centriole; centrosome. Gene Ontology annotation, biological process: cilium assembly. Bases 37 to 4218 code for a protein of 1393 amino acids.